Molecule: messenger RNA, 3519 nt
Organism: Haliotis rubra (blacklip abalone)
Lineage: Eukaryota; Metazoa; Mollusca; Gastropoda; Lepetellida; Haliotidae
Product: nucleolar protein 8-like
Exons: 16
Coding region: 339-3476 (1045 amino acids)
Molecular function (GO): RNA binding
Source: RefSeq, a predicted model, not a curated record
CCCCCCCAUGAUAGCAAUGUGGUAAACAUGAACUGUUCACGUUCCGGGUUAUAAUUCGAUUAUAUAUCACUUUGGCCGAUAGUUUGACGAAACGAAACGGAGUAGAGACAUCAUUAUCUGUCAGGAUGACUGCUGCUGCUGAAGGCAGGCAGACAAGGAGGAUCUAUGUUGGGGUCUUUUUCCUGAGAUACACCCUGACGACCUGCUUGCGCAGCAAGUUUGCCAGAUUUGGUUCUGUGGAGGAUAUCCAGAUCAAAGUUCGCGAGGGAUGAACAAGGUGAACCAGUGAAAACAUUUGCCUACCUCAACAUCAAUGGAACAAAGAAAGAUCUUGACACAUGUUUCAGUAUGUUCUCUCGCGGGCAAAAUGGAAGGGUUUCACUCUGGUCCUGCAAACAGCCAAAGAGAAUUUUCUCACCAGGUUGGAGAAGGAGCGAGGUGAUGCUGCCCAGCCUCUGGACAAGGACAAGAACCUGUAUCUACAUGAUCCCUUUGCUGAGGCACCGGGGGUGCAGGACUUUGUCAUGAGAGGAGCUGUACCAGGCACCCCAAUCCCCGGGGAAAAGAAUUGGGUGGUUGGCAAGUACGGCCGUGUUCUCCCUAUCCUCCAACUGAAGAAGCCAAGCCAGAGCAAGAUGGUCCGCGUUGACCCGUCCAAGCUGUGUCACAACCUGAAGAAGCUGAAGGAUGAAGAUGUGGCAGAGGAGGGGAGGGUCAAUCUGACAUGGAGCAUCGAUAGCCACGACUCAGACAUCACACGCAAGAGGAAAGGGGAAUUUCUGGUGGAGCACAAGAGGAGCAAGAGAGCUGGGAGCCAGAUGGUAGUGGACUUCCUGGCUCAGCAGCAACACAGGUAUGAUCAAGUCGUGACAGAAGCCAACAACUUCGAGAUUCUGCUCCGAGAUGGGACAGUGAAGAACAACUCUGUGGGUUCAGGUCAACAAAGCAGAGAAAGAGGCUCCUUGGACAGGAUGGUGGCUCCAGAGAAAGGCUCUUCCAAUGACGAGUCUGCUGAUACUGAUGAAAUCAUAGCUUCUACAAAGUUGAAGGCAGCUAUCAAAAAGAAAACAAACAUUGUUCGGCAGCCAAGCAAAAGGUUCCAGGAACACAGCCACAGUUCUGACAGUGAGAGUGAAACUGGCGAUGUCAAGUCAGCAUCAUUUGUGUAUGUUGCCGGGAAGAAGGGAGCAAAGCCAUGCUCUCAUGGCAAGCAAGUUGCACCUAAGACACCCAUUAAACUAAACAUAAAGUCUUCAGCCUCAGUCUCCUCAAGUGGAGAGUCCAGCAGUGGAGAGUCUGACAGUGGAGACGGGAGUGUUGGGGAGAAUCAGAGAAGCACGCAAAAGAAGACAGCAUCACAAAGGAAGGGAGAUGGCAAACCAACUGAUUGUUCUAACAGGGAGUCAAGUGAUGAUGAGUCUGAGUCGGACAGCUCCCCUGAUGAGGACUCUUCCAUGGAACUUCAGGAUGGGCAGAACAGGAGCUUUGGCAGCUUCAGUCAUGAAGAUGAGAGGGACAAGAAAGACUCGGACAGAAAUCAGCCCAGGUGGAAGUCAGGAAUUCCAGAGUUCCGAGGGAGAGCUGUGUUGGAUCAAGGGAAUGACCACAGACAAGGAAGAGACAAUGACAGAGUGAAACCAGAUACAAUGAGCACGGAUACUGAAGACAGUGACUCUACUGGGUCAGCAGAUACAGAUGAGAUUCUGUCUAGCUUCAGAAAGUCUUCAAAGGCCCCAGUUACAUCUGCUGAUCCAUGCAAGAUGACGUCUGCUCCAUCAUCUGCUGUCGUCAGCUGUUCCAGGGCAGGAGUGGAUGAGUUUUCCUGCGGCUUUUCCAUAGAUGCUGGCAGGAUCGUGUACCCACAACCAGGGCUCAGCAGCGGAGAGGAGAGUGACAGUUCUCAGGAAUAUCAGCCCUCAAAAAAACAGAAAAUGUCCAGGAAAGAGGAAUGUGACAUUAGUGGAGAGGCUGUCCGAUCUUCCAAUCAGAAGAAAACCAUGGUGCCAGGUGUAGCGAAGAUAGUGGGGGGAUCUGACAGACAGGUCAGGAAGACGGAGGAGCGUCAGUGUGUUACAGAUGCUCGGAAAUCUUCUGAUAAAAGCAGGACAGAGGUUAACAAUAAAGGCAGAGAGAUGUUGAGUCCGACGGACAAACACAUCGACGACAACCGACGCCGUCUGGAGACAAUACGAGAGAGGAAGAGAGAGAUACAGAGUCGAAAAGCUGCAAUCCAGGAUGCUCUGGCUCAAGUGGACUCGGGCAGCAGACUCAACAAGAAGAUUGUGUUUGACUCUGAUGAUGACAUGGGGGAAACACCAGCAGUGGCGGCGGAGGCAACAUCAGUAACAGCUGUUAACACCAGGACCACAAAGAUGUCUUCUUCUUCAGAUGAUGAUGAUGAUGACGAAGAUGUUGACAAAAGUGGCAGUGAGGAAGAAGAUUCUUCUUGUAUUAAGAAGCGAAUGUCCCUGUUUGACAGCUCAGGUUCGUCAUCAGAGGAUGAGGAUGAGAAGAUGUUCCGUGUUCGGCCCCAGUAUGAAGGGGAAAAGGGCAGAAAGUUGAUGGAGUUACAAGCUCGGCUGGGCAGUGAUCAACGGUUCCGCUUGGACGAGCGCUUUGUGGAGAGUGACGAGGAACAGGAGAAUGUUGUAGGGGAUGCUGACGUAGGGGAUGCCGAUGCUGAGAGUGAGCGUGCGAGGGCUCUGCGUAUCCUGGAGGAGGUGGUUGGGAGGCAUCCCAUGGCGAGGCUGCAGAAGCAGGAGACUCAGAGGAAGAAGUUCAAGGACAUGAGCACCCUCCACUUCGACCCAGCAUGCGAGCAACAUAGACAGCUGGAGGUACAGGCAUCUCCAAAGGAAAAGAUUAAAAAAAAGAAAGGUUCAAAAAUGAAGGAAGCCGAGACCCCAGAGAUCGUUGUCCCAGAGGUCAGCAAAGAGCGUUUUUUCGAGGUGAGCUCUGCAAUCCAGAACGUGUUCCACAAGACGCAUGAUGACAAGGCAGCAGCAUCCGGCUUUUCUCUCAUGGCAGCCUUUGGAGGACACAGUCAGACCGAUGCCCAUUGUGAAUCUAAGGAAUACAGCACACAUGAGGUUACAGCAUCUUCUGGUGCCAUGAAUCCUUGGCAGUCCCGGUUUUCUGUUGAUGUCACUGAUGACUCGACUGAUGAUGAGGAGGAGCAACAGAGUUCGGUGCAGUCACCUCACACACACAGCGGGGUGUCUCUUGACACCAAGUGGACAUUUUUCUUCUCUGAAGAUGACAACCGUCUGCAAGAGGGCAUGGAGUUUUUCAAGAGACCACAGGACUUCGACUCUGUGCUAGAGAAGUGGAGGGAACAAAGACCGAAGCUGAUUGAGUCAUACCGGGAAAAGUGGAGGAAAGCUGUUAAAAACAAGAGGAAACUGCAAAAAACAUCGGUGUGGCACAGUGGCGGCCACCAGACUCCAAGCAGGAGGGUCAAGGUCAACAGAAGAUGAUUCUGAUCAGCUCGAGAUAUUGUUCAAUAAAUGUUCCACAUUU